This is a messenger RNA of Lolium rigidum, 1710 nucleotides long. RefSeq names its product protein WVD2-like 7. The record is from RefSeq and is a predicted model, not a curated record. NCBI's taxonomy places the organism in Eukaryota, Viridiplantae, Streptophyta, Magnoliopsida, Poales, Poaceae. The transcript has 7 exons. The coding region runs from base 1 to 1482 and encodes 493 amino acids.
AUGGGAGCCGACUCGACGGACCUCUCACCCCCGCCGCCGGAGCCGACGGCGUCCCCGGAGCCGGAGAUCCUCCUCCGGAAAGACGACCGGGACUGGAAGGCGGACAUGAUGUCGGCGCUGGGGGAGUCGGUCUCCUUCGGCCGCUUCCUCUCCGAGCCGCUCGACUGGGGCAAGUGGUCCGCCUUCCACCACAACCGCUACCUCGAGGAGGCGGCGGGGCAGUCGCGCCCCGGAUCCGUCGCGCGGAAGAAGGCCUUCUUCGAGGACCGCUACGCCAGGAAGCGCAAGAGCGAGGCCGACGCCGACGCCGACGCCGGCGCUGACGAGGACGCGCGUGGUGUCGAUACGGAUGCCGCCGCGUACGGCGGCGGCGGCGGCGGCGGCGGCGGCGCGUGCUGGUCGGCAGGCUCUUCGUGUAUGACGGACGAGCCUGCCGGGGGCGUCGAUUCGUCUCGGGAUUUUGCCGUCAUUGUCGAUGAUGCGCCCGUUGAUGACGCCGAGGAGGAGCUCAAGGCCGUGACCGACGCUGUUGGGUUAGCUUGCGGCUUCGGUAACACGGAUGAGCGGUCACAUCAUGUGCAAGCUGCUGAAGCGGGAAAGGGGUUGCGGUUCGAUGAUGGCGGUAUCGUGGCUGCUGCUGACUCCCUUGAGAAGCAACCGUUACAGGAGAGUUCCAUUGUCAAUCAGGGUAUAACAGAAUCUGUUAAGAAUAAAAGGCUUCCGAUAGCAUCGCUAUUUCAGAAGCGUAUGGAAUUCAGUUCUCCCCCAUCAGAAAAGAAAACACCGUCUUCGUCAGUGAAACGGCGGUCGACACUUUGUUCAGCAAAGGAGAACAGCUCACCAUCUCCUAGCACUGACAGUAACAAGCAGGAAGAAGCUUCAGUUGCUCACAAGAGGUCUACAUUUGGUGCGUUGCAUAUGUCUACAAACUUCAGGAGACGUGAAAUGGGCAAUCCUGCUUCAAGAUCAACAUAUCUUGGCUCAACAAUUGCUUCAAGGAUUAGUCAGUUGGACUCUGCAAGCAGGCCGGUGAAAGAUACUCAUCCUAAAGUGAACCAAUUUAGGCAAACAAAAAAGGGAUUUUUCAAAGGUAUGCCAGAAAUAGCUUCAAGAACAUCUCCGCAACAUGAACAGAGGUCUUCACAUGUCAGUGUGGCGAGGGUCAAAGAAAAGUUGUUCGGUUCAACUGCGUCACUGGUGCAUCCCAAAACAAAUAUAGCUAAAGAAAAUAUGGUAAACGCCAACAACGAAUCUGAGUUGAAAGAAAUGAGUCCGAGCAUUCGUUUCAAAGCCAGGCAACCGCCAAAUUUCUAUUGGAAAAAUAAAGAACCGAAAGAUUCAAGUCAGCAGAGUGCCCAAGAGACUCCAGAUCUGCCAAACAACGAUCAUCAACUGAAUGAUGCUAGUAAGCCACAUGUAAUGAGCAGAGGAGCCCCGAAGGACAAACAGACAUGCUGUUUCCCACUUCGAAGGUUGUGUUAAGGCUUGUUGGGCUUCUAGUAAAUUUUAGCUUAUUCUUUUAGUUUAGUUAUUUGGUGUUGUGUUAUGUACAUAGGUUCUAAUCGGUAGUUAUGCUAUCAUCUGAUGUUAUACUCAGAUUCCUUGUUGUAGCCAUUACUAGCAUUUCUUGUUUGGAAGACAAAAUGCAUGAGUUGCAGAGCACUACUACAUUUUCUAUUGGACAAAUCGAUGGUGAAGAAAUUGGCCGUA